This is a messenger RNA of Sorghum bicolor (sorghum), 843 nucleotides long. Its product is annotated as Bowman-Birk type trypsin inhibitor. The coding region runs from base 137 to 475 and encodes 112 amino acids. The record is from RefSeq and is a predicted model, not a curated record. Gene Ontology annotation, cellular component: extracellular region. Gene Ontology annotation, molecular function: serine-type endopeptidase inhibitor activity. Lineage: Eukaryota; Viridiplantae; Streptophyta; Magnoliopsida; Poales; Poaceae. The transcript has 2 exons.
CCAGAGCCUUUCUUCUUCUAUAUGAAGGCCUCCAUUCCCACUCGAAACGCCGCGUGCAGGCAGAGCAGAAAAGAACACCUAGCUAGGAAAAAUCCCAAGCAGCUGUUGCAACCGGUUCCUGCGAGGAGAAACAAGCAUGAGGCCCCAGGUGGUGCUGCUCGUCUCGCUGGCUGUCUUCGUCGUCCUCGUAGCUCUGCCACUCGGCAAAGCGAACGAGGAGAAGGAGGCCGCCGCCGAAGGGGUUGACGCGAGGAGGUGGAGGUGGCCGUGCUGCGACGAGUGCGGCGUUUGCACGAGGUCGCAGCCGCCGAUAUGCCAGUGCCUGGACACGUCGACGAGCGGCUGCAACCCGGGGUGCAAGGCGUGCGUCAAGUCCAUCAGCGACGGCCUCUACGAGUGCAAGGACAGGAUCGUCAACUUCUGCAAGCGCCGCUGCACCCGUCCUCCUGCUGCUGCUGCUGCUGCUGAUGCGUGAUCUGCGCGGUCGUCGUCCGAUCCCAGAGCCGGCAAAUGAGCUUUGCCAAUAAAUAAUUUCCGUUCGGACUUCGGAGUUCCCUUUUUGCAUCUUUCUCAAGAUGCAGACAGGGUUUGAAUAAGGUGAUGCUUGCUGUUUUCUGAAAUAAAGAGCAUGGAUGUGUUAUGCUCGGAGUUCUGUAGUCAUGGGAGGUAGAGAAAAUGUAAUAAUCGCUUUGUUUAUGUGCAUCUUUAGAUGCCAUAGACCGAGGCAUGACUAGCUAAUAAGCGCAUGGCUACUUGCAUCUCUUUGAUGCAAAGGCCGUGAUAUGGACAUGUCUAUUUCAUAUAAUUCCCACAAAUAUCACAAACAUUUUAUGAAUAGUGUCA